CGCGGCGUGGGUAUUGCACACAUCUGUGCUUGUGCAUGCAUGAACAUCGGGCUGUUUCCCUGAACGCAAGCUGACCUGACAUGGCUUCUGACCCAACCUGAGCGCAUGGGAAGCCUAACACCAUCUGAACUGAAUGCAAAAAUGGGUUGUGUAUUUGGAUAUGCCAUGGACAGUCCUGCUCGGGCAUAGAAUCUUGUAUAAGGUAUUUUUCAUAAGCGCUCGUGCUUUUUAUUUGGUUUACUUAUUUUUAGUUUCUCUGCUGACGAGUUGCUUCUGCAGAUCAUCAAAUUAUCAUCAGAUUAUUAUUUAUUUAUUAUUAUUAUUUGGGGUUAAUUGAAUAGAGAAAAACUUGUUGCAUAUGCUGCAUGGCAUAGACUCCAGGACUGCAUGCGCGCGCCCAUUUCGCACGGAGUGUAUAAAUAUAUUUAUAUAAAUAUAUAUGAAUAUGUAUAUAUGUUUUUAGAUAUACAUAUAUGUGUAUAUACAGACAGCAAACGCGAGCUACAAGUGGACGGCAUCAUUGCAGGAUUCAGGAAAUUGAAGUAAUUGCAGCCGGCCAUCUCAGAUAGCGCGUUUUAAUCAGGGACAAGAGUCGAGCUGGCACGCGCGCAGGGGGGAUCGCUCAAGUUCGCUUAACAAGUCCACGCGCUGCUCGUGGGAGGACGCAGGUCUGAAACGCACCGACUCUCUUUCAGCAAAGAAGACAAAGAAACAACAAAAAACCCAAGCUGGUUUAUGUGUGUAAUUUGAGCCACGAUGUCGGAGCGAGAUUGCGAUGGAGAGGAAGCCGCGGACUCGAUCCCCGCGGGCGCGCGGCGGGGCGCGCGCCGGAGCGGAGUGCUACUGCUGCCUGACGCUGAGAGCCCGCUGCAGCUGGAGAGCGUGAAGGCUUCGAUAGCGCCACGCAGGAGCAGCAUCAUUAAGGACCCAUUAGUCGCCAAAGUUGGUGGUGGGCGCAAGAAAACAGUAUCUUUCAGCAGCAUACCAUCAGAGAAGAAAGUGAGCAGCGCAGCUGACUGUCUGGCCUUUAUGCAGGGUGGCUGUGAACUAAAAAAGGUGCGCCCCAACUCACGUAUUUAUUGCCGCUUCUUCACCCUGGACCCUGAGCAAGCUUGCCUGCGUUGGGAGCCUUCAAAAAAGGAUACAGACCGUGCCCGACUGGACAUUUCCUCUAUCCGCGAAGUCCGCACAGGCAAGUGCACUGAAACCUUUCUCCAUAAUGGCCCAUCAGAACACCUGGCUGAAGAGGCUGCCUUCUCUAUCAUUCAUGGAGAUGACUAUCAGUCUCUGGACUUAGUGGCACUGUCACCUGAUAUAGCAAACAUCUGGGUGACUGGCUUGAGGUAUUUGGUGUCCCAUCCUGGAGCCUUGGCCGGUGGAGGUGGAGUAGAUGGAGGAAUAGGAGAUGGAAGCGUGGGAAGCAAGUUGAGGAGGGACUGGCUGGCGGCAGAGUUUGCUCUCGGAGAUGAGGAUGGCCAUGGUAUUGUCUCAGAGGAUAUAGCUGUUGCCACCAUCUGUAGGCUAUGCCCUGGAUUUAAGGAGGCAAAGGUACGACUUCGCUUUAAGGAGAUCCAACGUAGCAAAGAGAAGCUGACGUCUCAUGUGACACUUGAAGAAUUUCAGGAGGCUUACUGUGAGCUGUGCACUAGGCCAGAUGUUUACUUCCUUUUAGUUCAGCUAUCAAAAGACCAGGAGUGCCUAGAUGUACAAGACCUACGUCUUUUCUUGGAGACUGAGCAAGGACUACCGCUGGCUACCACUGAAGGCUGCCUAGAGCUCCUGCGGCGGUUUGAACCGUCUGCAGUCUGCCGUGAGAAAGGACUCCUGGGCCUGGAUGGGUUCACUAAUUACCUUCAGUCAACUGAGUGCCAGCUGUUUGAUUCUGAGCACCAGUAUGUCUGUCAUGACAUGACUCUGCCCUUGUGCCAUUAUUACAUCAGCACCUCUUACCGCUCCUACUUGCUAGAUGACCAGGUGCAUGGUAAGGCUGAUCUGCUAGGGCUGACACGGGCCCUACAAUCUGGGUGUCGAUGUUUGGAGCUUGGGGUAACAGACGGACCUGAUGGAGAACCACUUUUAGGAGUUGACCAUGAGUCAGACACAAAGCACCAUCAUCAUCAUCAUCACCACCAUCAUCAUCACCAUAAUCCCCUAGUCACACUGCACAGUGCUUUGGAAGUGAUUAACAAAUUUGCAUUUCUCACCUCACAGUACCCAUUGCUACUAUACUUGUGUCAGCGAUGUUCCCCUGGUCAGCAGCACACUUUAGCAUUGCACCUAAAGAAGGUGUUUGGGGCAAAACUGUACAGGCCUGAAUGUUUGCCCAUCACUCCUGGAGGGCGCAGUACCACAUUUCCUUCUCCUGACCAGCUAAAGGGAAGGAUAAUGCUAAUAGGCAAAAAGCUACCUCCAGAAGAGGAGGGCUCUGAGGGAGAAGUGUCUGAAGAGGAUGAAGAGAUUGGUGGUGGAGGUCCACUGGCUGGUCGUCAGAUGACUAUUCCUGGGGAGGAAGACCUAGGGGUUGUUUUGGUGGUUCCACCUCCACCUCAGCCAAGGCGACUUCGGUUGCGCCGAGAGCUUUCAGAUCUGAUUGCAGUGGCUCGCACUGGUAGCCGUAACUUCUAUAAUCAUCGUUCCAACACCCAGCAGUCUCAAGUUUCUCCUCCCUCGACUCCUUCCACUCCCAGCACCCCGGGUCUCCCAGAUACCCCUUAUUGGACCUUGUGCUCUUUAUCAGAGGGUGAAGCAGGCCGGCUGGCAAGUGAGAGCCCAGAGGAGCUAGUAAGCUUCACUAAACGCUGUCUUACACGAGUUCGACCCAGCUCGGUCCGGCUGGACUCUAGCAACCCCAACCCACAAGGCUACUGGAAAGGAGGUGUGCAGCUGGUAGCACUCAACCAGCAGACACCAGGUGCCAUGAUGGAUCUAAGCCGAGGCCGCUUUGCACAGAAUGGAGGAUGUGGUUAUGUCCUGAGGCCAGCUGUCAUGCGAGAUGAGGUCUCUUACUUCAGUGCUCAGUCACAGGGCUGCGUGCCUGGUGUGCCACCUCAGACUCUCAGGGUGAAGGUUAUCAGUGCUCACAGUCUGCCCAAACCACAGGGUUCUGGCGCCAAAGGUGAAGUCAUCGAUCCUUAUGUGGUGCUAGAACUGCAUGGUGUACCAGCAGACUGUGCUGAGCAAAGAACUCGUACUGCAGCCCAGAACCAGGAUAACCCACUUUUUGAUGAGACUUUUGAGUUUCAGGUAAACAUGCCAGAACUGGCCCUGCUGCGGUUUGUCGUUCUGGAUGACGACUACAUUGGUGACGACUUUAUUGGCCAAUACACCAUCGCUUUCGAAUGCCUACAGCCCGGCUACAGGAAUGUGCCACUGCUCGGGCUGUCGGGAGAGCCUUUACCUCACGCCAGCCUGUUUGUGCAUGUGGCUAUCACGAAUCGCCGGGGUGGAGGCAAGGCACAGAGAAGAGGCCUAUCCGUGAAGCGAGGAGUACGUCGAGGAAGGGAGUACGUUACUCUCCGAAACACAGGCAUCAAAGUGUUAGAUGACACCUUUCGCUCUGCUGGCCCUUCUCUCAAAGAGGCCGCUGAUCUUCGGGAGAAUGCACUGAGUGCUACAGUGGCGUUUACAGAGCAGUGUGGGCUCCCCCCAGUGUCCACGUUGAAGCAGUGCAUGCAUAGUUUGUCCACUAGGCUGCAGGCCCCUGAUGGUGCCCCAGGAGCCAGCCUGAUCCUAAAAGACGGUUACCCCUGCUUGGAGCCACUCUCAAACCUGAACGACACCACACGCAAGCUUCUUAAUGCCUAUGACAUGAUGAUCUCAGCAAAUAAACAGCUAAUAGAGAAUGCAGAUGCUGUGCAGGAGAGAAUCGCUCAGGUGCAGAAGGAAGGCAUGGUGUUUCAUGAAGAUCUGGCCAAACUAGGGGAGAAGGAGAACCUGAAGGAGCGGAAGCUGAGCAAAGCUGUGGAGAGCUUCACCUGGAACAUCACCGUACUAAAGGGUCAGUGCGAUCUGCUGCGCAGUGCUAAAAUGGAUGCCCUGGAUGCUUUGCGGCAGCUGGUGUUGGCCUGUGAAGCUUCUGGACUGACUUUGACCUCUGAACUUCAGUACACCCCACACAGCCUAACCUCCAGAAGGGGCAGCAGCCAUGGCAAUGGUCGCAUUUAAGUCCUCCUGACCUGAGAAUGGGUUGGUGAAUCUAAAGAGUAAAUGUGGAUAAAAAAAAGUGGUGCAAUAAACAAGAGAUGAGAGUCUCUUGAAUGGGAUGAGAGCCUCUCUUAAAGAGUGUAGCCAGGUGAAUAUAUGUAUAAGAUAUGAUGUGAUAGAUCAAAGGGGCACUAAAAUGAUAUCUUAAAAAUACACGUUUUUGAGAUGACCAGAAAUAUUUGAGUCUUAACUAAAGUUUGGAGCAUUCCAUUUAUAUUAUCGAGAGUGGAGUAUAAACUGGUUAGCUGUUGUGCUAAAUUUCUUUUACAUCUUGCAAGGUUUGAAAGGAACAUUAAACUUUAUUGCCGUUAUUCAGUAAUCGCUUCUUUGAUUAUGUAGGUGCUGUCACUUCCUGUUUUUCCAAUUCAAAAUUGGCUACGUUUAAUCACUGGAGGUUAGCAUAGACUUGCGUGUCCUUUCUCCUCCAGCGUAGAGGUGAUCAUUUCCUGCACAUCCAAAUUGCAUACUCCUCUCACCCUUUAUGACUGGAAUAUACCAAAUCGUUGGCAGAUUGUGACACAUAAUUAACGAUUUAAUAAUUAAAUCUCCACUUACUUAAAGGGAAUUUUUUGUCCCUGUAUAAUUAGAUUUACUGAGUGAACAUGACUUGCAGUGGGUGUUGCUCAACUCAGCAUUAAUCGAGCUCUCAGAUCAGACCCAUUUAAAGAGUGAACAAUGGUACUCACAUCCUAAUAUAAAUAUUAUAUCGAUACGUUGCCAACUAACACAAUACCAGUGGUUACUGGCAUUAGAGAGAAGGAAAAGGACUACCCUUUUAUUUUGGAAAAAUGUUCUUUAACCAGCUUACUUAGAUUAAAGUAAACACCGUUAUAAGCAGUCAGAAUCUGAAAUGGCUAAAAAACACUGGAGCAUUAACCAACCUCAUGGCUAAUGUUAUAUCUCACGUUGCUUAACACUUAUUAACAGUGUUGUGAUACAGAGAAGAGAAAACUUCCAAAGUAUUUUCUUGACUGCUUUAAAAGCAGCACUGAAAGUGAACUGUUUUCAUGUUACAAUUUGCUUUAACAUAGUAAUAUAGAAAUGCCAAUAUGUGAUUUCUGAUCAUGUACCAAUAUUUUUCUUUUUGUAUUAUUGAACAGCAGAUCGUGUGUGUGUAGGUAGUCAGUUUUGUGUAAACGUUCCAAUAUCUGUAGCUAGAUAUGUAAAUCUGUGUUUGUAUCUUGAUUAUUAGGGAAAAAGAAAUAUCAUGAAUGUGAAGAGCUUCGCUGAAGCAUUGAUGCAUUUACAAGGAUUUGGAGGGGUGGAGAAUUCUCUUUUUGUCGUUUACUGUUCGGGCUGAAUGAGAAGUGCCACUUCAUCAUCCAGAGAACUAACUUUUUCUUAACGUUACUUUCUAAUCAUUGCAUUCUGUACUUCUCUUAAUCCUUUCACGUCGUCUUAAAUAUCAAGAGCGGGACGCGUUAAGAAUGGCUUUUUUUUUUUGUGUUGUCUCUUAUUUCCCUUUCGCUUUGUCAUUGCUUCUCCGAGCAAGGGAAUUUGAUAACGGUGUUGUUUUGGGAAGAAAUGUCCACAGGUGACCUUGUGCGGCUCUGCUUGUGCAUACACGUGCGCAUCAUGUUCAGCAAAUGUACUCGACUCUUCUUAAUUAACAGCUAGUGUGCAUUUGUCAGACUGUUACCAAACCCAAUAACUUACACAUCUACUCCAUAGAGCAGAGCACUGAGGCAUUCCUUAAUGACCUGUAUGAAUGAUCCACCAAUGGAUUGAGAGCCUAUCCUGCAUAGGAUCUGCUUACCUGUAGCUCAUGGCUGAAUAAUGAAUGCCACUAUUAGUUUUCAGUUUCAGUAGUCUGUAUGGUCAUAGUAGGUUAAUUCCACAGAGCAAUGUUCAUGACUGUGAGAUGAAAGAAGUACUGUCUGUUAUGGUAAUUAAUAAAGGAUCGAAUGAAGUGAACAAAUAAGUUCUAUUAAUUGAUUGAUAUCAUUGCAGUGUGAAACAAAACAGUACCAACCAAUGAAGGACUAGUAUGCAGCAUUCUGGUCAACAGAUCGUAUCAGUGCACCUGUAAACUUAAUCUCUUGCUUGUUCUUUAGCCUUGCGGUCUAUUUACAUGUAGAUGAAAAUGUACUGUAUCAGUCUGCGACUAGUCAGAUUAGCCCAAUAGUAUUAAGUAGCCUUUAGGCGAACACUUCAGAUGGUGCUUUGGUAGUACAUUGUUUAUUUCACCGAAAGACCUCCCUGAACCUGCAACAGUAGUCCAGUUUGUCCUAAAAAAAAAAGCUUUCCGGUGUGACUGCUGUCCUCUGCACUUGGCUUGCUUUCUGUUGUGUCUGCCUUUUCCCUGACCUUACAAAACAAACCUGAUUGUUUCCUAAAGUUCCAUUGUAUAAACAAAAGAGUAUUUAUUAAAGCUGACGAGUGUGUUUUAAAGAAAAUUUACUUUAAAGCGACUGCUUUUAUUUUGAAAAGCCAUUUUGUAUUCCUAAAGAUUAACAUAUGAUAAUAUAAUAUGUGGCACAGACUAAAUAAAUCUUUUAUUGACUA
Silurus meridionalis is the source of this 6708-nucleotide messenger RNA. RefSeq names its product phospholipase C like 1 (gene plcl1). The transcript has 8 exons. Bases 757 to 4164 code for a protein of 1135 amino acids. Gene Ontology annotation, molecular function: phosphatidylinositol-4,5-bisphosphate phospholipase C activity. Lineage: Eukaryota; Metazoa; Chordata; Actinopteri; Siluriformes; Siluridae. The record is from RefSeq and is a predicted model, not a curated record. Gene Ontology annotation, biological process: lipid metabolic process; intracellular signal transduction.